AUGCUUCUCAAUAGUAUUUACACUUUCCUUUUGUGCUUUACUAAUUGUUUCUUUUUCAAAGUUUCUUGCUCAUCAUCUGAAUUCAGAUUGGAGGGAGAUUUCUUAUUGGGUGGCCUUUUUGCUUUACAUGAAAUUGACCGUGUGACACCUGUUUUCAUCCCGGAGACCACUGAAUGUAUCUGGCAAAGUACCUCAAAAUCUGGCUAUAAAAUAUUGCAAGUAAUGAGGUAUGCUGUUGAAGAGAUUAAUAAUUCCACAACUCUUCUGCCCAAUGUUUCUCUGGGCUAUGAAAUUUAUGACUAUUGUUCUAACACAAGGAAUUUCCAUUCAGUCUUAAGUUUUAUCUCAAAUAAUGGCUCAGUAAAAUCUAAAGAAAAACUCAACAACUAUCAGCCUAAAGUGAUUGCUUUAACAGGACCAUUUGGAAGCUCAAGAACUAUAAGUGUUGCACCACUGUUCACAACGGAACUUAUACCAAUGGUGAAUUAUGGAGCUGCUAGCUACGCAUUAAGCAAUAAACUUCAGUAUCCUUCUUUUGUGAGAACAAUCCCUAGCAACAAAGACCUGAUAGAGAUGAUUAUUCACAUCAUACGGUGGUUUGGAUGGAACUGGGUUGCCUUUCUUGGUAGCCAAGAUGAUUACAGUUCAGAUGGACUAAAGCUGUUUAAUGAGUAUGUAAAAAAUACUGGCAUUUGUUUGGCCUAUCAAGAGGGUCUAAGUCUAAAUGCAAACUACAGUCUAACACUUAAAAAGAUUGAUAAGCUCAACAUCAAUGUCAUUGUAAUAUUUGCUUUGACACAAUAUGCAAGCAAGUUUAUCAAAGCAGCCAUAGCAAAUGACAUGCGAGACAAAGUAUGGAUUGCAAGUCCAUCAUGGGCUUUGAAUCAACAGAUUCCAAGAGAACCAGGAAUCAGGAAAAUUGGCACAAUCAUUGGCAUUGCAGAUAGACUGUUGUCAUUGCCCAGAUUUAAUGAAUUUGUCUACAAUAAAGCCAAAGGAACAGCUCAUGCGGGCCAUAAUGACAAAGCUGUCCAGAAUAAGAAUGAGAUAUGUAAUCAAGACUGUGAUUACUGCUCUUUGAUGACUGCAGAGGACAUUAUAAAUGAGAGUCCCACACACGCCUUUGCCGUCUAUUCUGCCAUAUAUACCAUAGCUCAUGCGUUACAUAAGGUUCUUCAGUGUGACAUGAAUGAAUGCCACAAAAACAUAACAGUUAAGCCAUACAUGCUUCUUGAAAAAAUAAAGUUGUUGAAUUUUCCACUCAAUGGCCGUCAAGUGAAAUACGAUGAUAAUUAUGAUCCAACUAUCAGUUAUGCAGUUCUACUCUGGCACACUGAUGUGAAUCCUCCACAGUUUGAGAUGGUGGGCACAUAUGAUAAACUUCCAGAAAUUAGAUUUACCAUCGACAACACUCUCAUGCCCUGGCAUGACAAUGGUUCUGUUCCUUUCUCAAACUGCUCUACUGAGUGUAAGGUGGGAUAUUCAAGGCAACAGGAAGGUUUUCAUAGAUGCUGUUUUACAUGUACAAAAUGUCCACGUAACAGCUAUGUGGAUUUUUCUAGGGACCCCUAUACCUGUUUUCCAUGUGCAGAGAGUGAAUGGUCUGAUGAGGGCAGCACAACAUGUAAAACACGUUUGGUUGUCUAUCCUCAGUUCACAGAAAUUCCCUCCAUCAUUGUCAUGUUUUCUGCUGCAUGCCUAAUUAUUCUCCUUAUUGCCAUAUUUUGCCUUUUUGCAUACAAUUACGACACACCAGUGGUAAAGUCUGCUGGUGGCAGCAUGUGUUUACUCAUGUUGGCCAGUUUGAUUUUGUCUAGUAUAAGUGUUUUCUUUUUCUUUGGAAAACCUUCAUCUGUAUUUUGCCUAAUGAGAAAUGCUAUAUUUACAUUUUUCUUCACUGUCUGUAUUUCCUGUUUGUCUGUCCGUUCCUUUCAAAUUGUUUGUGUUUUUAAAAUGGCUACUCAAUUCCCUAAGGUGUACAGCCUUUGGGUAAAACACAAUGGCCAAUGCCUCUUCAUUGCAUUUUCUUCUUUCAUUCAUUUAAUUUCUUGUGUGAUAUGGAUGACUGUCAAUCCUGUCACGCUCAUUGCUGACUCGUGGACUUUUAAAGACCAAAUUAUGCUCAUCUGUGAAAUGGGAAACACUAUAACAUUUAGCAUAGUUGUGUUCAUAAGUUGGUUUCUUGGUUUCCUGUGUCUCCUGUUUUCUUACAUGGGACGAGAUUUGCCUAAAAAUUACAAUGAGGCCAAAUCAAUAACAUUUAGUCUCAUUUUGUACUAUCUGACCUGGAUUGCAUAUUUCACAGCAUACCUCACUAUCAAAAGCAAAUACAUUGUAAUUUUAAAUGCAGUUGCCCAGAUAUCCAGUAUAAACGGAAUUCUCUUUAGUUAUUUCAUACCAAAAUCUUACAUCAUAAUAUUUCAACCACAGAAGAAUACUUCCACAUACUUUCAAACCUCUAUUCAGAAUUAUACCCAAACCAUUAGUAGGUCUUAG
Molecule: messenger RNA, 2496 nt
Organism: Carassius gibelio (silver crucian carp)
Lineage: Eukaryota; Metazoa; Chordata; Actinopteri; Cypriniformes; Cyprinidae
Product: taste receptor type 1 member 1-like
Exons: 6
Coding region: 1-2496 (831 amino acids)
Biological process (GO): G protein-coupled receptor signaling pathway
Cellular component (GO): membrane
Molecular function (GO): G protein-coupled receptor activity
Source: RefSeq, a predicted model, not a curated record